Molecule: messenger RNA, 208 nt
Organism: Dentiscutata erythropus
Lineage: Eukaryota; Fungi; Glomeromycota; Glomeromycetes; Diversisporales; Gigasporaceae
Source: the annotation of a GenBank genome assembly
UCGUUCCGAAAUAGGCGGAUGGAUUUAUAAAUGGAUAAAUAUCUUCGAAGAAAGUGGAGAUAUAACGAACUUUGUCGACUCAGUUUUGGACCACAUAGCGUCAGUAGUAGCUAAACAAGGCCCGUAUAUUUUUAGUGCAUUACUCGACCCUCGCUAUCUAUCCAAUGAAAGAAGUAUGAUUCGCGGCACAGAACUUUCAUUAGUAUAA